GAAAUGCCCUGCUUUAAUUCUUGUGGAUGAGGGAGUGAGAGGGCCUGCCAGACCACAAAAUAACACCCCAGCCAACUAACCUACUUUCAGCUGCAGAGGGCAAGAUCACUGGGGAAAGGCAAAUGGAAACCAAGAAUCUGGGAUCCAGGAGGAGCUGAGCUUAAUGACCAAAAACCAGAUGGGUCCUCUCCCUCCUGCAAAUGUGCACUUUGCAGGGCUUGUCACAGUCUAUUAAAAGAGAGAGAGACAGACAGGCACAUUCCAACAGAAGGCUGGCCUGGAGGGAGCCUUUCUUUUGUUGAACCAGCAACAGACAUGGAAACAGGCUCUGUUACAAGUGGAGGAGCUGAGGCAAUCUGAGAAUUUGAGGGACACUGUGACGACAUGAUGAAUAAAAUGAAGAGAGGACUUCUGUGUCUCUGCCUGCUUUGUGGAGUCGUCUUCACUUUGCCCAGUCAGGAAAUCCACAGCCGAUUCAGAAGAGGAGCCAGAUCAUACAGAGUGACCUGCAGAGAUGAGAAGACGCAGAUGGUGUACCUGCAGCAUGAGUCGUGGCUGCGCCCCGGGCUCAGGAGCAGCCGGGUGGAGUACUGCUGGUGCAACAGCGGCAGGUCGCAGUGCCACACGGUCCCCGUCAAAGGUUGCAGUGAACCAAGGUGCUUCAAUGGGGGCACGUGCUGGCAGGCUCUGUACUUCUCCGAUUUCGUCUGCCAGUGCCCUGAAGGAUUUAUUGGGAAAAGCUGUGAAAUAGAUGCCAGUGCCACAUGCUACAAGGACCAGGGUAUCACUUACCGGGGCACCUGGAGCACGGCGGAAAGCGGGGCCGAGUGCACCAACUGGAACAGCAGCGCACUGACCCUGAAGCCCUACAACGGGCGGAGGCAGGAUGCCCGCAAGCUGGGCCUGGGCAACCACAACUACUGCAGAAACCCUGAUGGAGACUUGAAGCCUUGGUGCUAUGUCUUUAAGAUGGGAACAUACACCACUGAGUUCUGCAGCACGCCAUCCUGCUCCAACAGAGAAAACGGAGACUGCUACUCUGGAAGAGGGUUGGCAUACCGGGGCACCCACAGCCUCACCACAUCUGGUGCCUCUUGCCUCCAGUGGAAUUCUGUGAAACUGAUAGGCAAGAUUUAUACGGCACAGAAGAGCAAUGCCCAGGCCCUGGGCUUGGGCAAACAUAAUUACUGCCGAAAUCCAGAUGGGGAUGCCAAGCCCUGGUGCCAUGUGCAGAAGGACGGCAAGUUGACCUGGGAGUUCUGCGACGUGCCGCAGUGCUCCACCUGUGGCCUGAGACAGUACAAGCAGCCUCAGUUUCGCAUUAAAGGAGGGCUCUUUGCGGACAUCGCCUCUCAUCCCUGGCAGGCCGCCAUCUUUGUCAAGAACAGGAGGUCACCUGAAGAGAGGUUUCUGUGUGGAGGGAUACUGAUCAGCUCCUGCUGGGUCCUGUCUGCUGCUCACUGCUUCCUGGACAGGUUUCCUCCCCACCACGUCAAAGUGGUCUUGGGCAGAACAUACCGGGUGGUCCCUGGAGAGGAGGAGCAGACAUUUGAAGUAGAAAAAUAUAUUGUCCAUAAGGAAUUCGAUGAUGACACGUACAACAAUGACAUUGCCCUGCUGCAGCUGAAAUCGGAUUCACUAUCCUGUGCCCAGGAGAGCAACGCUGUCGCCACUGUCUGUCUGCCUGAGGCUGACUUGCAGCUACCUGACUGGACAGAAUGUGAGGCUUCUGGCUACGGCAAGCAUGAAGCAUCUUCUCCUUUCUAUUCUGAGCGGCUAAAAGAGGCUCAUGUCAGACUGUACCCAUCUAGCCGCUGCACAUCCCAGCAUCUGUUUAAUAGAACCAUCACAAACAAUAUGCUGUGUGCCGGAGACACCCGAAGUGGAGGGAACCAAGCAAACCUGCACGACGCCUGCCAUGGUGACUCAGGAGGCCCCUUGGUCUGCAUGAAGGACAACCGCAUGACUUUGGUUGGAAUCAUCAGUUGGGGCCUUGGCUGUGGACAGAAAGAUGUUCCAGGUAUAUACACCAAGGUCACUAAUUACCUAGACUGGAUUCGAGACAAUAUGCGACCAUGACCAAGAAGACCCAACCCCGGAUAGCAAAUGAUAUCCCUCCUUCUUCCUUUUCAGAAGCCACACUGCAAAGCUUUCUCUAUAAACCAUCAAGAGAAGUGGGAGGAGAACUGGUGUGAGAGGGCAGAGUAUAUAUUUCCACAAAUACUUCCCAUGUUGGAAGUUUUCAGGAGUGAGGGUCUGAUUUCAGAACUAUUCUGUCAGACAGGAGAGCAGAUAAAUAAAUGCCACCCCCACGCCCCCAGGAAUGCCACCCUCUGGGGCAGAAGAGAGGUAGCACAAAAACCCACCUCCUAGUCAGUCAAUGUGAGCAGCUUUGGAAAUGGGACCACAAAGAGAAAGCGCAUCUCAACAGUGAAAAAGAACUAGAUCCUUCAGGAAAGAAGGAUUGCAUUAGAAAUAGAAUGUAUACAGUUGGGAGAAAACCCAACAGGGCCUCCCAUUAAGAGAUGGUCUGGCUGGCCAGAUGGGAUGUUUCUCUCAGAAACAUCAUGUUCCUCAAAACCAUCCUUUAAAUCAAAGAUUCUCCUUUCCCUUUCCUCCACUCCAAAGCUCCUGGAAGAUACUCGUUACUUUUGUGUACAGUGUAAAUCUUUCUUCUUUAUAAACUUUAUAACAGGCCAGGAGGAUUGUAUCACUUUAAUAAUAGAUGAAAUAUGAUUUAGCAUAUUUAUGACUAUCAGUCCAUUUUAGUUCUUACUGUUGCCAUGACCCUGUAUUAUACUGUACUGAAAUAAUAAAUUGAUAUAUUUUUCACAUUUUUUUUCCAAA
Messenger RNA from Choloepus didactylus (southern two-toed sloth), 2847 nucleotides. RefSeq names its product plasminogen activator, tissue type (gene PLAT). The coding region runs from base 385 to 2079 and encodes 564 amino acids. Gene Ontology annotation, molecular function: serine-type endopeptidase activity. The record is from RefSeq and is a predicted model, not a curated record. Gene Ontology annotation, cellular component: extracellular region. The transcript is spliced from 14 exons. Lineage: Eukaryota; Metazoa; Chordata; Mammalia; Pilosa; Megalonychidae. Gene Ontology annotation, biological process: plasminogen activation; smooth muscle cell migration.